This is a messenger RNA of Dioscorea cayenensis subsp. rotundata (Guinea yam), 2594 nucleotides long. Its product is annotated as cucumisin-like. The transcript is spliced from 10 exons. NCBI's taxonomy places the organism in Eukaryota, Viridiplantae, Streptophyta, Magnoliopsida, Dioscoreales, Dioscoreaceae. Gene Ontology annotation, biological process: proteolysis. The coding region runs from base 271 to 2511 and encodes 746 amino acids. Gene Ontology annotation, molecular function: serine-type endopeptidase activity. The record is from RefSeq and is a predicted model, not a curated record.
GCACUAAUCAUGAAGAAGCUUACAAGGAAAAUAUUGUUUGUAGAUAAUCCUGUACCCAGCCACAGCGAGUGAAUGCUAUAUAACAAUGUCAUCUAGAACUUUUGCAAGUUUAUAGGAAAAAAAAAGGCUUGUUUUGUCAGCUAAUCAAAGUUCGCUGUUCUAAGAGUACUACUACAUUUGCAGCCAAAAGACAACUAACCACUUAAGGACAAGGCCUUUAUAUACAUGAUAUAGUUCCUGCAGAUUACUUUCCCCUGUUCAGCUUCUGGAAUGGAUAACCACUCUGCUCUUCCUUAUUCAUGGCGGCUCUUCAUCCUCGUGGGCAUUGUCAUGACUGCAGCCAGUGCCUAUUAUGCUGGAGCAUCAGAAAUGGAUAGAAAGGUUUAUAUAGUAUACAUGGGAGAUCGGCCAACGGGUGGCCUUUCUGCAGUGAAAUCAACUCAUAUGAAGAUGCUUGAACAAGUUGUGGGAAGUUCCAGAGGAGCAUCAGAACUACUGGUGUGGAGCUAUCACAGAAGCUUCAAUGGCUUUGUAGCAAGGCUUACAGAUCAAGAGUCAAAGACAAUGGCGGGCAUGAGCACAGUGGUAUCAGUCUUCCACAGCCAACAUAGACAGCUACACACCACAAGAUCAUGGAGUUUCAUGGGCUUUCCAGUUAAUGUGACACGAAACAAGUACGAGAGCAAUGUCAUCAUAGGCAUGCUUGACACUGGAAUCUGGCCAGAAUCUCAGAGCUUCAAUGAUGAAGGCUUCAGUCCACCUCCAAGCAAGUGGAAGGGAACUUGUCAAUCCUCAUCAAACUUCACAUGCAACAACAAACUGAUAGGAGCUCGAUACUAUAACUUAGAAAGGUCAAUGGUAGAAGAUGGCGGUGAUUCACCAAGAGAUUUAGAAGGGCAUGGGUCUCAUACGUCGUCCACAGCUGCUGGGAGUUUGGUGACUGGUGUAAGCCUCUAUGGAUUAGGUGAGGGAACAGCACGAGGAGCUGUGCCAUCUGCUCGCAUAGCAGCGUAUAAGAUAUGCUUGCCAGAUUUUGGAUGCUCCGACGCAAACAUACUUGCUGCGUUUGAUGAUGCCAUUGCUGAUGGAGUGGACAUCAUCUCUAUCUCUGUUGGGAGUGACUAUCCAUUUGAUUACUUUGACGAUUCCAUUGCAAUAGGUGCUUUUCAUGCCAUGAAGAAUGGGAUUCUUACUUCAAACUCGGCCGGCAACAGUGGUCCUGGUCUUUAUAGCGUUGCCAACUACUCACCAUGGUCACUCACUGUAGCAGCGAGCACCAUUGAUAGGCGCUUCUUGGCAGAAAUCAAACUGGGGAAUGGAAAUUCCUAUCAGGGAACGGCAGUCAGCACCUUUGACCUUAAGGACACUAUGUUUCCUCUUUUGUAUGGCGGAGACGCACCAAACACGUCUGCAGGGUAUGAUGGAUCAACCUCCAGGUACUGUUAUGAUGGCACAUUGGAUGAGGAUUUGGUGAAAGGAAAGGUGGUCCUUUGUGAUGAACUGACUGAUGCUACUGGACCAUUAAAUGCUGGUGCGGUGGGCACCGUGAUGCUAAAUGCAGGCCACGAUGACUAUGCCUUCUCCUUCCCAUUACCUGCUACUGUCCUGACUAGCCUGGAUUUACGGAAUGUCUCUGCCUAUAUCAACACAACAAGCAAUCCAACAGCAAUUAUAUUGAAGAGCAAAGGGGUUUAUGAUCCACAUGCUCCUUCUGUGGUUUCCUUCUCCUCACGAGGGCCUAAUCCAAUCACACAUGACAUUCUUAAGCCUGAUCUAACUGCACCGGGGGUGGACAUACUAGCAGCAUGGUCUCCAGUAGCCUCAAUGUCUGUAGAUCCGACUGAUAAACGAUCAGUACCAUACAACAUAAUCUCCGGCACUUCCAUGUCUUGCCCUCACGCAAGUGGUGCAGCUGCCUAUGUCAAAUCAUUCCACCCAACCUGGUCUCCAGCUGCUAUCAAGUCAGCUCUUAUGACAACAACUUACCCCAUGAAUGUCUCGUUGAGCAAGGAUGCAGAGUUGGGUUACGGAGCAGGACAUUUAAAUCCCAUAGCUGCUGUAGACCCUGGUCUUAUCUAUGAUGCUUAUGAAGCUGAUUAUGUAAAGAUGUUAUGUGGUCAAGGAUAUAGUAAUAAGAACCUGAGCCUUGUAACUGGAGACAAUACCACUUGUUCAAGUACUAACAAUGGGACUGUUUGGGAUCUAAAUUACCCGUCCUUCGCUCUUUCGGCUAAGUUGGGUAAGAAUUUCUCUCAGAGUUUCAAUAGAAUGGUAACUAAUGUUGGGUUUGCAAACUCCACCUACAAAGCAACCGUGUCAACUCCAUCGGAACUUAAUGUCAGCGUGGAGCCAGACAUCAUCUCAUUCAAAUCUCAGGGAGAGAAACAGUCAUUUGUUGUUACAAUUAGUGGCCAAACAUCAAAGUCUCUGCUCUCUGCUUCACUCGUCUGGGAUGAUGGAGUUCAUCAUGUAAAGAGCCCCAUUGUUGUGCUGCUUGUGCGUAAUACUUAAGCCCAUUCCUCGUCGUAAAUACUUUGUUGAUAAUUGUUAUCUUUUUUAUUGCAGCACUGAAUAAGAUUAAUUGGUUAUGUUUC